AUGGGAGUUCAACUCAUUAACAAUAAUCUCCACUUUUUGUUAGAUUAUGAAUCCUUGUAUGAACAGUUAUGUGCUGUUGAGCUAUUUCUAGUGCAAGUUUAUGGUAUAGUAAACCAAAAUUCAUAUUUGUAUCAUGGACCAGCCUGUUCCCCAUUAUGCCAUGUUCAAGAACUAUUUAAUAUUCCAAUACCCUAUAAAUCACAUGUAGACAGAAUUUCUGUUUUACAUUUUAUUCAAAAUAUUUGGAAGGUUUUAUGGAAACAGUAA
Messenger RNA from Entrophospora sp. SA101, 267 nucleotides. The record is from the annotation of a GenBank genome assembly. Lineage: Eukaryota; Fungi; Glomeromycota; Glomeromycetes; Entrophosporales; Entrophosporaceae.